This is a messenger RNA of Hemibagrus wyckioides, 1161 nucleotides long. RefSeq names its product serine protease 27-like. The record is from RefSeq and is a predicted model, not a curated record. Gene Ontology annotation, biological process: proteolysis. NCBI's taxonomy places the organism in Eukaryota, Metazoa, Chordata, Actinopteri, Siluriformes, Bagridae. The coding region runs from base 3 to 938 and encodes 311 amino acids. Gene Ontology annotation, molecular function: serine-type endopeptidase activity. The transcript is spliced from 7 exons.
UCAUGAACCGAAUGAGAUGGUGUAUAAAUAAGAGCUCCAGUCAGGACAUUUUCAUGCACAGUGACAGAGACACAGUGUUGAGUGCAGACAUGUUGAAGUUGGGGGGUGUGGUCCUGACCCUGCUCUUUUUUGUGAAAGGUUCCCUUUCACAGCUGGAUAUUUGUGGUGUUGCACCUUUAAAUACCCGUAUUGUUGGGGGAACAAAUGCCCCAGAAGGGGCGUGGCCAUGGCAGGUUAGUUUGCAGAAAAAUGGAAUCCAUUUCUGUGGAGGAAGCCUCAUCAACAAAGAGUGGGUUAUGACCGCUGCCCACUGUUUCUCCAGCACUCCAAAAGCAGGCGUGCUUGCGUAUUUGGGAAAACAGACUCUGGUUGGCACCAAUCCAUAUCAGGUCUAUAAAACCAUCUCAAAGAUCUACAGUCACCCCAGCUACAAUAAGGUCACCAAUGAUAAUGACAUCACCUUGCUUCAUCUGAACAGUGCUGUGACCUUCACAGACUACAUCAGACCAGUGUGUCUGCCCAGUCUAGGGAGUGAUUUUCCUGGUGGCACCAAAUGCUGGAUCACAGGCUGGGGAAACAUCGCCUCUGGAGUGAGGUUACCUUCUCCUGGUGUGCUGCAAGAGGCUGAGGUGCCUGUUGUUGACAGAACUACAUGUAAUAAUAUGCUGGGAUCUGUGAAAGUUACUGAAAACAUGAUCUGUGCUGGAUACACAGAAGGAGGCACAGAUACCUGCCAGGGGGAUUCUGGAGGUCCGAUGGUGACUAAGCAGGGCUCAGGAGUCUGGAUUCAGGCUGGUAUCACUAGCUGGGGUUACGGCUGUGCUCUGCCUGGAUCACCUGGUGUGUAUACUCUGGUGUCCAAGUACCAGCCCUGGAUAUCGAGCACCAUCAAAUUAAAUCUGCCUGGUUUUGUUACCUAUACCCCUCCUGCACCUUAGGAAAAGGUACUACAGCAGACAAAGAGGAAGACUCCUUUCUGUUUUUCAGUUCUGUUUAUCUUUGCCUAUGGUUUUAGUUUAUGGUCUGAUUGUAACUUAUAGGGGCUGUAGGGCUUCCACAAUGAUCCAAGGUGGAGGAAUAUUAUUAGUGUUGGAGAAUCAAGAACUUUUUAAAUUACUGUUUCUUUAUGGUUCAUAUGAAUAAAGUUGACAACAGCAUCUA